Endocarpon pusillum Z07020 is the source of this 2208-nucleotide messenger RNA. RefSeq lists its product as uncharacterized. The record is from RefSeq and is a predicted model, not a curated record. NCBI's taxonomy places the organism in Eukaryota, Fungi, Ascomycota, Eurotiomycetes, Verrucariales, Verrucariaceae. Gene Ontology annotation, molecular function: flavin adenine dinucleotide binding; NADP binding; N,N-dimethylaniline monooxygenase activity. Bases 1 to 2208 code for a protein of 735 amino acids. The transcript is spliced from 2 exons.
AUGAGUGAGCCGAAACGAGUUGCAGUCAUCGGCGCUGGCCCUUCUGGUCUUGCGGCUGCAAAGUCACUGAUACAUGAUCAUCCUCCGGGCACAUUUGCACCAAUCAUCUAUGAAAAGUUGUCCCAUGUUGGUGGUAUCUGGCCUGUACGCAGCGAUGACCAAGCCAACAUCGUUCCUCCUGACAUGCCCACCAAUGCCAGUAAGCACCUUGUGAGUUUUUCAGACUUGGCAUGGGAUUCUGUCAAAGUCCAUCAGAGCAAGCAACCUGGCCAAGAUAUUGCUACCUUUCCCAAAGCUCACGAAGUUGGAAAAUACCUCCAAACUUAUGCGGACAAGUAUAUACCCUCCGAGUGCAUCAGAUUUGGCACAGAGGUUAUCAGCAUCUCAGAGACAGAUGCCUCUGGCCCGGAAUGGAACGUUAUCAGUCGUGCUUCGACCAAAAGCAACAUCACCGCGGAGGAGAAGUUCACUCAUGUCAUUGUUGCUAGCGGUUUCUUUGCUGCCCCUGAAAUACCACAAUUACAUGGAUUGGAUAAAUUUCAAGGUGUUGUCAUUCAUAGCUCGCAAUUACGUGACCUCGACACCCUCCUCUCAAGAAUGGCCAACAAGACGAAGAUUGUUGUAAUUGGUGGCAGUAUGUCUGGAGGCGAAGCAGCCGCGACAUUAGCAUUCCAGAUUUCGUCCGAUCGACACGCAGCAGGAACGCACUCAACGAAUGCUGAACGACUCGGCGUUUAUCAUGUCACGCCUCGACCUUUCUGGUCAGUGCCCCCAUAUGUACCUCUGAACCCUAUCGCCGACGGUGCUCCCAAUCCAUGUCCAAUCUUCGCUCCAUUGGACGUGGUGUUUGGCGAUCUUAGCCGCAGGCCAGGCGAUCAGAUCCGCUUCGCUCCUUCAGCGACUUUCGCAUCCGAGGCUGCGAAGAUGUUCAACGCACUAUUGCAGUCUCUGAUGGGAAGUAACCAAUCCGGAUGGGGAGACGGAAGCUUGACAAUUCCGAAUUCAGCAUUUGAAAAACCUCCAUGGCUUAUCAUCAGCACCACGCAUGCAGAAUUUGUCCGGUCAGGCGAUGUUAAGGUCAUCCUUGGUCGUGCUGCUGGCAUUGAGGGCCACACGAUGAUGGUUCACACCGGUGACGGCGAAGCCAUUGAAUUGGCUGAUGUGGGCAUGAUUGUCAUGGCAACAGGCUUCACACCUCACCCGGCGCUGUCAUUUCUAUCUCCAGCAAUAAGACAGGCCUUGGAAUACGAUCUCAGCAACCAAUACGAUCCUAUCAAAUUGUUCAACUUUGGCACAAUGCAUCCGUUAAUUCCUUCUCUGGGGUUUGUAGGCUUCUAUCGUGGCCCCUAUUUUGGGGUACUUGAGCAGCAAGCGCGGUUUCUAGGGGCAUUAUGGUCCAACUCUUUGCGGGAAGUGCCAAAUGAGCCUCCUGCCAGAGUCGAAGACAUAAAGCAACGCGGUCAAUUUCCAAUGGGCGACUACGUAGGAUUGAUGGAGUCCUUUGCCGCAAUCCUGGGAAGCGAACGCUGGCCUUUGUCGCCAGAGCACUCUUCAAGGGAAGGCCCAGCUAUACCGGCUCGUUAUCCUGGAAAGACUGUCAGAACAAACCCAUCUGCGGCUGAUGAGCAAAAGAAGGCCUGCGAGGCUAUGAUCCGGACAAUUGCGAGGCAGUCAAUGUUUGUGGCACCCGCCGUGUUUCGUGCCCUUCAAGGCCGGUGGAAGUUGACACGCGAGAUCCGGAGCGUUAUCCCCACCUACCCAUCUGGAAUUUUCAGAGGCGAAGCCAACAUGUAUCCUCGCAAGCCAACAGACGAUGGUUAUGCAGCCGAGUUCCUUUACACAGAGAACGGCGAGCUAGCUACUCCUGAAGGCCUGCGGAUGACAGGAAGUCGGAGCUACGUAUAUCGUCUAUCCGAGUUUGAGCCUCAAGCAAUCACUGUAUGGUUUGUGAAACCCGAAAGUGGCAGCAAAGAGGUUGACUACCUCUUCCAUCAAGUACAAUUCCACGAGGAAGCUAGUGGGCAACACCAGGAUGCAUGGGGAAGUGGAUGGCGCGCAAAAGGCUCGCAUCACCUAUGCGUGGAAGACCACUACGACACUGAAUACUGGUUCAGACUCCAUGCCAUAGAGAUCAAGGAAUGGGGCAUUGGCUACACGGUCAAAGGUCCAAACAAGGACUACUGGACACGAGCAACCUAUGCAAGGUAA